GAUACAGUAAAUUAGAAUAAAAUAUUCAACAAUAUGUUUCUUUCCAGUACAACUUUUCUGUUCAAGUGGCAUGAACAAAGAACUCAAAAACACUGUUUUUUUUCAAGGUCUUCAAAAAAAAAAAACACCUUCCUCCAAACACAAACAAGAUCCAAACUCCAAACCUUAAUCUUUGCCUCUUGUUCACUUUCUUCCUCUCUCAAACAUUCACUUCUCUUGUUUCCACUCCCUUUGUCCUUUUCUUGUCUAAUUCAAAAAACAACAAUGGUAGUACAAGACAUGUUUUACUUCAACAAGGACAUUCUUGUUAUAAAGGCUCAGAAGAAAUCACCAUUGUUGUUAAGGAUGUCUUUGUUGAUGUUUUCAAUGGUGUGUGGUGUUUUUGUAUUCUAUGUUUGUUUGAAACAAACUAGCAUUCAUGCUAGAACUAUACUUCUUGAGUUGCAACAAAAUGAGAAGCCUAAUAGGAAUGUGUUCAACCUAUUAGACUUUUCUUAUCUACAUUAUCCUAAUCCUGUGUCUUUUAACAGGAGUGAGUGUGCUCAAAAUCCGAUUCGAUUGUUUGCUAUAUUGACGAAUCAAAGAUCGGGAAGCGGUUGGUUUGAGACCCUUUUGAAUAGUCAUAUGAAUGUAAGUUCGAACGGGGAGAUAUUUUCGGUACCUGAAAGACGGGUAAAUGUAUCUACAAUAGUUAAGACUUUAGAUAAAAUUUACAAUCUGGAUUGGCUUAAUAGUGCUUCCAAGAAUGAGUGUUCUGCUGCAAUUGGCUUGAAGUGGAUGCUUAAUCAGGGAUUAUUGGAGCACCCUAAGGAAAUAGCCGAUUACUUCAACUGCAGAGGCGUUUCUGUCAUUUUUCUUUUCCGGAGAAACUUGUUACGCCGAGUGGUAUCGACGCUUGCCAAUUCCUAUGACCGUUAUGCUAAGCUAUUGAACGGCACUCAUAAGUCUCAUGUUCAUUCUAAAGAAGAGGCCGAUACGCUUUCAAAGUACAAGCCUACCAUAAAUUCGACGUCGUUGCUAGCUGAUCUGAAUGAUAUGGAGAGAAAAGCUGCAAAGGCAUUAGAAUACUUCAACACCAAACGGCAUAUGAUUUUGUACUAUGAGGAUCUUAUCAGAAAUCGAACUAAGCUAAAAGAGGUGCAAGAGUUUCUUGGAUUGCCGGUAAUGGAAUUAACGAGUCGUCAAGUAAAGAUACAUAAAGGGUCAUUAUCCGAACACAUUAAAAACUGGGAUGAAGUUGCCAACAAGCUCAAAGGAACUUCUUAUGAGAGUUUUCUACAAGCAGACUAUUCGUCAUAACAUAUAACCUCGUCUAAUUCUUCACGAAAGGUGUAAAUAUCGACAACGCCGGUUUUGUCCUACAGAAAGAGUUUAAACUCUCGGUGACUGCAGGAACUUUUCUUCUUGUGCUAAUGCUCUUUCCUUCCACUACCAAUCAACAUUCAAAUGACAUGAAUGACUUUGGUUGGUUUGUAGUUUGUACUAAGUCUUUAGGUUUUGGUAUUUUUUGCAUUCUUGAAUGACCUUUGUAUAUGUCAGCUAAGUUAUUAAUUAGUAAAGAUGAGCAAUGGUUUGUUUGUUUUCUUUCUUUCUCUUUUCUCUAAGAAGGCUAAUUAUGUAUUUUUAUAGCACUGACACUUCAGAUUGAUGGCGUGUUCAAUGUCUGAUAUAUCAGUGUUUGUCACUAAUACAGACACAUGUAAUUCAAUUGACACUUCAGAUUGAUGGCGUGUUCAGUGUUCAAUAGACACAUGUAAUUCAAUUAUCCAAUUUUUUAUGAUGUUUUGAAAGAUGAAAUGGUACUUUUAGAUUUGAAAAGUGAUGAAAUUAUGUGUAUGAUAUGAUUCCUGUGAUUAGCACCAUCAACGCCAG
Molecule: messenger RNA, 1872 nt
Organism: Vicia villosa (hairy vetch)
Lineage: Eukaryota; Viridiplantae; Streptophyta; Magnoliopsida; Fabales; Fabaceae
Exons: 6
Coding region: 34-1299 (421 amino acids)
Molecular function (GO): sulfotransferase activity
Source: RefSeq, a predicted model, not a curated record